Molecule: messenger RNA, 1633 nt
Organism: Ceratina calcarata
Lineage: Eukaryota; Metazoa; Arthropoda; Insecta; Hymenoptera; Apidae
Product: methylosome protein 50
Exons: 5
Coding region: 522-1538 (338 amino acids)
Biological process (GO): oocyte axis specification
Cellular component (GO): methylosome
Molecular function (GO): protein binding
Source: RefSeq, a predicted model, not a curated record
GUAAAAGAGCGAUGCGAACAUGGGAUCAUCGAUGAGAGCACCGAAACGUACGAUCGACGGUGAUUUUCGUUAAACGGAAGCGCAACGCGAUGGAAUAAAAUUAUCAAUUAUCAUUUUCGUAGGUCAUUUUUCUAUUCAUAAUUUCACCAAUCAUUCCCAGCUGUUAUAUCGACCACUAAUAACGUCGUGAUCGUAUGCCAUAAAUUGCGUGCAGAGUAAUCUCCUCUCCUCACUCAGUAGCUAUAACCACCUGAAGCCACGUGAUAUUAAAGUACAUUGCAGAGAGUGCAAUUGGAUUAUUUAAUUUAUUAUUUAAUAAGUACAUGUAAUUUGCUCGCCUUGCGUAUAACACCGAGAAGGUUUAGCAUGUACUACACGCUACAAGUACAUACGUGAUACGUAAAUAAGUACAUGUGCACUCGUUGUCAGCCAGUGCAGCCAGUGCCGCGCACAUGCCCAUCGAGAUCGAGAUUUAUGUAUUAAUAUUAAAUAUUUAAUACGAUUUCAAAGUUCCUAGCGCUAUGAGUUUUGAGGAUCAAAACGCUAUGGCCCAGGUCCAACCUAAUUUAAAUGCAGAAGUCUAUAGGAGCAUGACACCGGCGGACAGACCACCGAUACCUGACAAGCACUUGCAAUUUAUUUCAAUUUAUAAUGAAAAUAGUGCUAUUCUUGGUGGUAGUAACAUGACGGACAGAUACUGGAGUGGCACUGUCUGGUAUUACAACAGUAUUGCAGAUUUUGAUAGGAACAAAGCUUAUCUAGCAACGAAAACAGAAAGUGGAGUUUGCGACGCUGUUUUUUUGGAAAGCGAUAAAUUCGUAAUUGGGGAGGACAGCGGUGCAUUGCAAGUUCUUCAGUUAACUAAGUCGUCUGAUGAUUCACAAGAAUUGCAAUGUGCAGGAUACACUUGUUUACAUGACGACAGUCUUUUAAGUCUUUCCGCAUUCGAAGAUAAAUGCCACGUAGUUUCUGGUGGAAUGGAUUGUUGUAUAAAAGUAUGGGAUAUAACAGAAUUAAUGGCAAUACAAUCGUUCAACUCUGCUCAUACGGAUAUAGUCACUUGCGUCGAUUCUAGACCUGGAAGCUUGAAUGAAUUCGCGUCGACGUCAUUCGAUUCUGAAGCACUGUUAUGGGACACAAGGAAAUCGAAACCAGCGCUAAGUAUUCUGAAGAAAGACGUGGGUUUAACAGCGGUAAAUUGGAAUCCCAGUCUGUCGGAGCUUUUGUCAAUAGGUACUGACGAUGGGGAAGUUAUAAUAAUUGAUAUCAGAAAGACAAGCCCAAAACUAUUACAGGAAUCACGUGUUUUUCCUAAACCAAUACAUAAACUCUCAUUUAAUCCGAAUUCUGAAAGGUGGGAGGAAUUAGCUGUUUGCUGCGACGAUGUUACGGUCGUAGUACUAGAUAUGAACUUUUCCUUAUCCGUAUACAAGGAUGAUCGGCAUAAUGACUUCACACGUGAUUUUGCAUGGUUUAACAAUAAUUUAUAUUCUUGUUCCUGGGAUAAUGAAGUAUUACAACAUGUGGUACAUCCUUAGAAUAAUUAGAAACUUAUUAAUAUGAUGAUUACUAUCUUUCAUUCGAUUGAAUGUUCCUCUGUUCCUAUACAUAAAAAUAGAUUUUUAUACUGGUA